Molecule: messenger RNA, 5396 nt
Organism: Nerophis lumbriciformis (worm pipefish)
Lineage: Eukaryota; Metazoa; Chordata; Actinopteri; Syngnathiformes; Syngnathidae
Gene: prxl2c
Product: peroxiredoxin like 2C
Source: RefSeq, a predicted model, not a curated record
GUGAAAGAGGAGCUCCUCCAGCCGACGUGAACCUACAAGAUGUGGAAGAUUGUUUAAUUUACGACCGGCGUGGAAUGUCCCUCCCGUUCAAGAGUUUAUAUCAAGACAGGACGUCCAUACUAAUAUUUGUGCGGAAUUUCUUGUGCUACAGCUGUAAAGAAUACGUGGAUGAUUUGAGCAAAAUACCCAAAGAGGUGCUGGAGGAUGCUGAGGUGGAUCUUGUUGUGAUUGGUCAGUCUGCUCAUUAUCACAUAGAGCCUUUCUGCUCGCUGACGGGCUAUCCUCACGACAUCUACGUGGACCCUGAGAGGAUUAUUUACCAGAAGUUGGGGAUGAAAAAAGAAGAGAAAUUUGCAAAUUCAGCUCAACCGAGUCCUCACGUGAAGUCUGGUGUCUUCAUGGGCCAGAUGAAGAGCAUAUGGAGAGCCAUGAUGAGUCCUGCUUUCGACUUCCAGGGUGAUCUUCAUCAGCAAGGUGGAGCCAUCAUUGCAGGGCCAGGCUCUCAAGUGCAUUUCUCCCAUUUGGACAUGAACCGUCUGGACCACAUGCCCAUUAACUGGCUCCUGCGACUGGCUGGAGUUCAACAAACUGUACACUUUGGUGAGAAGGCAAAAGUCAUCCAUGUGUAGCCAGCUGACAUCCCUUGCACAUCUUAUUUAAGCUUAGUAAGCCAGCAUGUUGGAGAAAAGGCCUUGCAAGUCUUCAUCAUUGAUGAUAUUGACAAUUUCUGUUCUGCAUCCCAACUUGGCUUUGUGUUGUAGCAAUGCUUUAUAUCAGUGGUCCUCAAACCUUUUUCCACAAAGUACCACCUCAGAAAACACUUGGCUCUCCAAGUACCACCAUAAUGACCACCAAUGAAAUACAGUAGCUAAGUAGGCCUAAAUAUUAGGGGUGUAACGGUACACAAAAAUUUCGGUCCGGUACGUACCUCGGUUUAGAGGUCUCGGUUCGGUUCAUUUAAGAAAACAACAUAAUGUAAAUUUUUUUGGUUAUUUAUUUACCAAAUUUGCAAAAUCUCCCACCAAAAAUAUUUUUCUUAGUGGAAUAUUUGAUGUGAAGUAAUCGGAACCUUGGAUCGGUCAAUAAUUCAUAAUAACAUUGAUUUUGAUUCAAUAUUCAAUUUUGAGCAAUGACAGUUUGAAAGAAAAAAAAAAACAGCUUUGUUUUAUUAGUCAACAUUGCAACUUUUUCUAAAUUACAUUUAACCUUUAAGCUUUUUUAUUUCACUUUUAAUAUGUUUUUGUUUAUUUUAAUAGUAUUUUUAGAAUGUGCCGUGGGCCUUUAAAACAUUAGCUGCGAGCCGCAAAUGGCCUCUGGGGUACACUUUUGACACCCCUGCUAUAGAUAAUAAAACAUUAAAUGUGAUAAAUCUAUGGAUAAAAAGCAGAGCCUGGCGACGCAUGCGCGUUUAUCAUAACUCUCUCGCUCUCUCUGUCUCUGCCUCUCCCUCACCAAUGCUGCUGCGCGCCUUCACAAUUUGUUUUGUUUUUAACCCCUUCUUAACCCUGAACGUACAUUGAAAAUACACGCAACCCUAACUCAAAAUGCCGGACAUUUGAGGCAUUUAAGAAACCCCGCCCUGACAGCCCCGCAAAAGAGGACAUGUCUGGUGAAAAGAGGACGUAUGGUCAGUCUAUCGUAGCCCUGUCGUUCCUAGCAUGCCGUGUGUUGUGCCUCACUGUGCAUUGUUUACACAAAGUGCGUUAUGCUACUUAAUAUGUCCAUGUGGAAACUCGUUCGGUACACCUCCGAACCGAACCGAAACCCCUGUACCGAAACGGUUCAAUACAAAUACACGUACGGUUACACCCCUACUAAAUAUUCAUUAAAAACAAGGCAGAGGUUUUAUUCAACACAUAUAUUAAUAUGUAUAACUACUGUAACAUUACACAUAAUUUGAACAGUAACACUGUGUUUAAAAAUGUAAUAGAUUUUUUUGGCGUAGCACUAGUGGUAUGCGUACAUGCUCAGUGGCCUAGUGGUUAGAGUGUCCGCCCUGAGAUUGGCAGGUCGUGAGUUCAAACCCCGGCCGAGUCAUACCAAAGACUAUAAAAAUGAGACCCAUUACCUCCCUGCUUGGCACUCAGCAUCAAGGGUUGGGGCUGGGGUUGAAUCACUGAAAUGAUUCCCGGGCACGGCCACUGCUGCUGCUCACUGCUCCCCUCACCUCCCAGGGGGUGAGGGUGAUGGGUCAAAUGCAGAGGUUAAUCUCACCACACCAGGUGUUUGUGUGACAAUCAUUGGUACUUUAACUUUUAACUGUUACCCAGGGUCGGUUCUAAGCAGGCAUAUAGGAGGGGGCAGUCAGAAAUGGACGCUGGUCCAUUAUGUUCCAGCAUUUUUUUCUGUGCCUAUACAGUAGUAACAUUGCUGUCUUUUCAUUGAAUUUGGCUGUUAGCUAAAGUAUGUGUCCAACUUCAACCUGGAGAAGUAGAUUGCACUUCGUCAGGCCUCUACCUUCACGCCUGUUCAACUUGGGGGUCCCACACUGCAAAAAGUCAGUGUUCAAAAACAAGGAAAAAAAAUUAGGGGUAUUUUAUUUGAACUAAGCAAAAUUAUCUGCUAAUAGAACAAGAACAUUUGGCGUGUCAAGACUUUCCAAAACAAGUAAAAAUAGCUAACCUCAAUGAACCCAAAAAUAAGUACAUUCUCACUAAUAACAAGUGCACUUUUCUUGGUAGAAAAAAAAAAGACCUUUUUGAUCAAUAUGUUGAAAAAUAUUCUUAAAUUAAGUAAAUGCUAGUGCCAUUAUAUUGACAUAAUGAUAUGCGCCCGGCAUCAUGAUUUUUUUUUCAUGCUUGAAGUAAGAAAUUAUUACUUUAAAAAAGUAGUUUUAUACUUGUGAGUGUUAAUGACACAGCUGUGCAACAGUUGAUAUUCUAGUUUCAAGCAUGUUUUACUCAAUAUAGGCCAUACAAUCUCAGCAACAAGCUGUAAUAUCUUACUGAGAUCAUUUAGGACCAAAACCCUUAAAACAAGUAAAACACUCUAACAUAAAAUCUGCUUAGUGAGAAGAAUUAUCUUAUCAGACAGAAAAUAAACAAAUAUCACCCUUAUUUGAGAUAUUUAAUCUUACUUAGCUUUCAGUUUUUGCAGUGCACAUGAAGACUAAGCUCCUGUUGGCAGCUCUUAACCACAAUAAGGUAUCAAUUUAUCAGGGGGAACUAAAAAAUAAAAGUAAAAUAAAUAAAAUAAAGUUUCCUUCAUCCACAUUUUGUCAAACAUCACGGCAUUUAUCUUAACGAGGCCUAAUUGUUAAAUUAAAUUUAACCUGAUGUAAGACUUAACACACAAUAGUCAAUAUUUACAAAACUGACAAGUACAGUAGUCUUAUGAAUAAUACAAAAACAUUCUUCUCAAACUCGUUCAUCAUCAGGUCAGCUGCAUCAUGCCUCAAGGUUUUUGCAUUCUCCACUUAUUUACACAGAGAAACUUAAAAACUAUUGUUUACGUAAUGCCUCUGGCUAAGCAGGUGUGUAUGAGUGUUGUGAAAUGGAGUUACGAUGCAUGCCUUCAUCAUCAUUUAUUUAAGUGCAGUAGAAGCAGCAAAUACACGUAGCUAACUUUUUUUUUUUUCCUGAGGAAACUCUCCUGAAGGAAUCAAUAAAGUACUAUCUAUCUAUCUAUAUAUCUACAGUUGUGUAGGUGUCACAAUGACUCGCCUUGCGAGAUUGCAUCAUGAAGCAUCAAAAAUAAAAUGUGUCCUCUUCACUUUCUGUCAUAUUGCGAUGUGGAACAUGUUAAAUCCACACAUUUUUGUUUUGGCGACGCUGGUGAGAAAUUCACAUAUACUGUAUAUGCUUUUAAAGAACUGUGAUUGGAUAUAUUCCAAACUGGUCCCACCCAUCUACAAGACAGAAUUAAAUAUUAGAAAUGUCCGAUUAUGGCUUUUUUGCCAAUAUUACGAUAUUGUCCAACUCUUAAUUACCGAUUCCGAUAUCAACCGAUACCGAUAUAUACAGUCGUGGUAUUAACACAUUAUUAUGCCUAAUUUUGUUGUGACGCCCCGCUAGAUGCAUUAAACAAUGUAACAAGGUUUUCCAAAAUAAAUCAACUCAAGUUAUGGAAAAAAAUGCCAACAUGGCACUGCCAUAUUUAUUAUUGAAGUCACAAAGUGCAUUAUUUUUUUUAACAUAUUUUUCACAGUACACAAGUCAGCUAUUAUUCUUUUUACAUAUAAAUGUGUACAUUUAGAUGUUUUUGGUUUGUGGUUGUUAUUAACACCCUCAUUUUUAUCACAGAGAUAUUUGUUAAUAUAUUGUUGUACUGUAUUAAACAAGGGCAGCACGGUGUUACAGGGGUUAGUGCGUGUGCCUCACAAUACGAAGGUAUUGGGCUCGGUAUCUUUCUGUGUGGAGUUUGUACCUGGGGAUAGGUUGAUUGGCAACACUAAAUUGGCCCUAGAGUGUGAAUGUGAGUGUGGAUGUUGUCUAUCUCUGUUGGCCCUGCGAUGAGGUGGCGACUUGUCCAGGGUGUACCCUGCCUUCCGCCCGAAUGCAGCUGAGAUAGGCUCCAGCACCCCCCACGACCCCGAGAGGGACAAGCGGUAGUAAAUGGAUGGAUGGCCUAUUAUAAAUUUAUAAAAUAUUACAAUUAAUAUUUGUAACAUUGAUUUAUUCAAAUAAUAUUAUAUAUACAUGAAAAAGAUAAUUUAUAUUUUAAGCAGGUUUUGGCUGAAAGACACUGAAGUAAAUGAAUGAACUCAUAUUAUGUUUUGCAUAUGGUGAAUGUUUAUAUUCAUCUUGGAGAAAGCAAACCAUCAGUUUAAAUGUUAGGUAUUUAAUUUUGGGCACAUAACAUAGGGCCCUUUAGUAUUGACAUUUGUGUGUGGAUUGGAUUAGAGCACACGGAAGAAUGGGCAGUAAAAUUGGACCUCGGUAUGCAAAGGUGAUGGCCCUAUCCAUGAGAAGAGACUACAUGUUUAGCUUAAUGCCAACAUCUAAGUAACGACCGGCAUCUGUUGUUUUUCAGGCACUUACGGUACACACAAACAUCCCCUUUAUGGUCAGGAUGCGCUCUCCUAACCUAGCACACACACACGCACACACACACACACACACAGACAGACAGGAGGUAGGAAUAUAAAAGCUGAUGGUUUGGCUUCUCCAAGUUAGGAGUGCCUAAUUUUUUGACUUGAUCUCCUCCAGGAACUGCAGUCCUGUAUAAUGAUGCUCACUUGUAAUAAAGCAACUUUUUGUUCAGUACAGCGUCUCCGACGUCUCUUUUGAUCCAGCUGCACAGCCGUGUUGCCCUUCUGCCCGGGAGAAGGUGACAAGACCAGAAAUACACCAUUUUAUUUUAAUAUGUGGCUAUAAAAAUGUUUUUUUUUAAUAAUAUUAUGGCUUAUUAUUAAGUUAAAGUUAAAGUAUCACGGAUAGUCAUACACACACACACUA